Messenger RNA from Guillardia theta CCMP2712, 429 nucleotides. RefSeq lists its product as hypothetical. The coding region runs from base 1 to 429 and encodes 142 amino acids. The record is from RefSeq and is a predicted model, not a curated record. The transcript has 7 exons. NCBI's taxonomy places the organism in Eukaryota, Cryptophyceae, Pyrenomonadales, Geminigeraceae.
AUGAUGCAACGUUCUCCAGAGAACCUGAACAUUCAGGAGAAGCUUCAAGUGAGCAUGAAGGAGGCAUAUUCAAACUAUCCAACUUUCGCUCAGCCGUAUGGAUCGCAAGCGCCUCAGUCAGCUGUGAUUCCAGAGGAGGGUGAAGUCAUUCAGCCUUGGCCUUCUGACAGGCCGGAUGCUCCUCCGCUUGUUACAUCGAAGACUAUUGAGGAAGCAAGGGAAAAGUUUCCAGGAGAUCCCGUUUUGUCCCUUUCUCAUAAGAAUGAGAUCAGGAUGGCGGCUUUGCGCAGGCAGCUUCAGGUUUACGGUAACACUCCAGCAUGGUACUAUGUGUCCUCGUUCUUGGUCAUGGUUGGAACAGUAAUCUCCCUCUUCUUCUUCGCUCAGGAUCGAUGGGUCAAGAGUCAAGCGGACAUCGACCUCGAUUAG